Molecule: messenger RNA, 2736 nt
Organism: Brienomyrus brachyistius
Lineage: Eukaryota; Metazoa; Chordata; Actinopteri; Osteoglossiformes; Mormyridae
Gene: borcs6
Product: BLOC-1 related complex subunit 6
Exons: 5
Coding region: 537-1736 (399 amino acids)
Biological process (GO): lysosome localization
Cellular component (GO): BORC complex
Source: RefSeq, a predicted model, not a curated record
CUUGAAGAGGUGGGACUCCUGGCCGUGGAAGCUGCAGAAGUCUUUUCUACUUGGGUAAAAUGCUCUGUAAAAUGUCUUAAUAAGUUUCUCCAGCUACCUGACCGUACUGCAAGUAUAUAAAAUACUUUUAGCGCUUUUAGCGACUUAACCAUGUUCCGCUGUUCCGAUGUUACAUUGGGAAACUUUGCGUUUGUAGAGGCCUUGUCAACUGUGUAUUGAUUUAUCAAAACAUAAAUGUAGUUAGUCUGUUGGAUACUUAUUAGUGGUUAGUUCGCAGUAGAAUGCCGUUAAACUAAAAUCGAUGGGGAAUGGGUCAGACAGUAAUGGGUCCUGACUUUCGUGGUUAGCAGAAUUCGAACAAAAAAAAUAGUCUUAACUGGUUUAGUUCCUGUUUUCUAAGAAAGGAAAAAAUAAGUGUGUUGUGCUUAGUAAAACUGAAAAUUACGCCCGAGGGAGCUGAAGGAAGUUGACCGUGUGUUGCAGGCCGUGAGAGGAUGCGGGUAAGGAGGUGAUUUAGUUUUAGAAUAAGGAGUACGAUGAGCUUCUCGUCUGGGACUGGAGCGGAGGUGCUGGCAGCCCCCAACGGGCUGGGCUUACGGGGGUCGCUGAGCUCCAGUGAUGAGGAGAGUAGCACUGAGCUAGAGCCCCCAAAACAUGAGAGGGCAACUAGCUUGGCACCUGGAAUGAUGGCAGGGUCCCCCAGUGACACAGUGGACUGUGGGGGCAAGCUCGAAACCUGUAGAGAUGCACAAGUGGAGACAGUGGCUGUACACAUGUGUACUGUUGUUGAGCCUGCCAAAAUGGUACAUCAGGGAAACGCACCACACAUCACCUCUGCAGAAAUGCAUGAGGCCGACCCCCCUGCAGGAAUGCUGCAUGUUGCAGCUGAUGGACAUGAGGCCUGCCUUCAGGAGGAGGUGCUGAGUGGAGAAGCAGGGGAGGAGCACCCUGCAGCCACCACUGUGGUCACUUCACCAAAGGGAAAAACUCAACUGCCCUCUCACACACGCCCAAAGGGGCAGGAGGGUGAUCCCACGUCCCCCCAGAACCAGGAGGCCCCUAGACCCACACACGUAAUGGCGCAGGUGCACGUGAGGCCUGGCCCAGAGCAGGAGAGGGUCGCACGCGGCAUGCAAGACAGCAAGAGCUUGGAUGAGAUCAGCAGAGCUUACGGCGAGCCGUGCAGCAGGGGUGGGCAUCCUGAGGGACGCAGGGCCACCAUCUCCAGCGCCCUGGAGCUGGAGGGCACCGUCAGCCAUGACGGGAACCUGACACAUUUCAUCGCCAGUAAUCUGGAGCACAAGAUCAAGAUGAGCCACAAAUUUGGGCCGGACUCUGACUCUCACUGCACAGUGCAGAACCCGUAUCCAUCUGAGCAUGCCGCACCGCCUCGUGGCUGCCUGCGACCUCCCCCAGACAUCCCACCCAUUGACCCAAACGUACUGCUGGACCUGCAGAGGCAAACGCAGGCAGUGGCCCAGAGCUUAGACCUAAUGAUGCGUGGACUGAGUGGAACCGUCCAGAACAUGACUGCGCUGAGCGUGGGCUACAUCCAGACCUACAGGGACUCGGUAGACAGCGUCGGAGAGUCUGUGGACAUGAGUAUAAAGGGCAUGUAUACACUGAUGGCACGAUGCGAAGAGCUCGACCGCUCCAUGCAGCCCAUUCACCAGCUGGCCAAGCAGAUCCGUGACAUCAAGACCAUGCUGGACAACCUGGAAGCACUUUGCAAGUGACCGGGCUGAGCCACGCAGCAGGUGUCUGCACUGUGUGUGUGUGUGUGUGUGUGUAAGUAAGAGAGCGUGUUCUUACUAUCUUUGUGCCUGUAUGUACAGCAAGAGUUUGGGCUCAGUUUGCAUCAGCGUUUGUUGCCGUGGAAGGGCUUAGCGCCCUUGUGCGUGUGCUGCAUUGAAAACGUGCACGUGAUUGGCCCAGCAGAGACUGAGAGGAGCUGUUCGUCCAAUCCCUGGUGGCCUCCAGGCACCGUGCCAGGCAUAAAUCCCUCUGAUUCCCAUUCCCGCCUCCAGCAUGCCCAUGUGAUGCUGAGAUCGGUCCUUCCCACCGAGCGUGACGGGUCUCCAUCCGAGAAGCAUGGUAACCUGGGCUGACCUCAGAGGCCAAAGGGCUUUUCCUGCACUCCUCUAUAACCUGUAAAUGUAUUAUAUUUGUAUAUAAAAUUCCCGUAAUUUUUAAUUUAUUAAAAUUAUGUUUCAAUUAUAUACUUUAAAAUAAUUUUUUUUUAAGGAUCUCUUGUUUCUAUUUUAGGAUCAAAGUUGUGUGGCUAUUCUACCGUUUUAUUCAGGAGUAAAGCACAGAGACUACUGACGACAUAACUCAUAUUUAAACAAUAUAACAUAAUUGUUGGCACUGACAAUAGGGGUGGUAUAGAGGUGAGUGUCUCUGCACUGGAGCUCUGGGCAAUGACAUACGGGAGUGGAACGUAGAUGCUUUGCUUGCAUAUAUUGGUAACGGCAGACAUGCAAAAUGGUACAAUGAACUUAACCUACUGAAACGCAUGAGGGGUGGUUUGUAAUUCGGGAGGUUAGAGGUCCGAGCCUGUAUCUGGUGGGUCAUGGGUUUGAAUCCCGUGAAUAGCAGAGUAAUUAUUACUCUUUGGUGGACAAGACCCUCAGCCCCAGUUACUCUAGAGGUGCUGGAUGCUGGUGCUGUGACUCAUAACCCUGCUCUCAUCUGUAUAUUUUCCUCUGGGAUUAAUAAAGUUUAUCUUGUAUACAA